AUGCCUACUUGCGUCGGUCGUACAAAUUCAUACGACAGAUCCUCUCCAGAGGACUCUGCUCCAGAUAGCGCCCAGGCUACGCUGGCCGUACGCGAAAGACGCAAUACACGUGACGCUUCGGUAUCGAAACGAAAAAGAGCGGACACAACGACUGGGGGCGGUUCCAACCAGCGUCAGCGGACGACCGAGCCCCGAGCUGAGGAUGAUGGGGAAGACGGUGAAGACGAGGAGAGAAAUGACUCGGACGGCGGAAGCGACAUCUACGACCCCGACCAGCCCCUCGAAGAGCGCCGCGAGGUCCAGCGAGGGUUUCGUAACCUGCUCAAAGACAUAACCGAGAAUUCGGAAGAGUACCUUCAGACCAAUUCUACUGGCCUCAGAGACACCAUUGCUCGUGCGGACGAGUACCUGAAGAAAGUCAGGAGACCCGGCGAAGCAGCAAGCGACUCGCGGUUGCUGGUCAGCACAACCGAUCUAUCAUACCGCAGGACCCUGCGGUUAGCACAAGGCAGCUCCGCCCAGGGGCUCGACGUGGACGAAUUUGUGUCAAAAUGCAUCAUCUACAUGCGACAGGGCGGAGGCAUUGUUGACGAUGACGCUGCCGAAUUGUCAUCCACGCAGAGGCAUCGCAGACAAUCUCGAGGUCAGCGCGCGACGGGCGGGGAAGAGGACGAGGACGAGGACGGCGACAUGAUGAAUUGGCCGCAUCUUGGACGGUUCGCUGUUCAACCGCACAUUCGGAGACCAGCGUUACCGGGAUUCCUCCUCGGACCUUUGUCUUUGGAGAAGAAAGUCCGCAAGAUCACGAAGCGAUCUGCGCCCUUCCGUCCAGGCAACCUCGAAGAAACACGGCCCGAAGUACUGAAUGUGUCCGAUUUCGAAACAAGGGAGAAUGACCUGACAGCUCUCUGUGGCAAGAUCCUACAGCGGCUGCAGACGGUCCAGCAGGCAAAGCAGGAGAUCCUCCAAGAGCUCAUCACCGAUGAUAUCUCCGAGGAUGAAGCAGAGCGGCUCAUGCACGAGCAAGGACUCCGAAACACAGGUGGCGUGGACCUUAUGAGGUUCGUGACAAACCCUCGGUCCUUUGGGCAGACUGUGGAAAACAUGUUCUAUGUCAGCUUUCUUAUCCGGGACGGGAGGGCACAAAUCGAAUACGACAAGCAUGGCAUUCCAGCAUUAUCGAUUGUGUGGAAGGACGAAGAGGCCGAGCCGCGGAGCCGUUCCAACGCGGCUAAACAUCAGGCGAUCCUGUCCAUGGACAUGGCUACAUGGCAAGAGAUCGUGCAGACCCUAGAAAUUGAAGAGCCCAUGAUAGAGCACCGGGUAGAGACGCACCAGAGGGGCCCAGGUGCGCGAGGUUGGUACAGCUGA
This is a messenger RNA of Emericellopsis cladophorae, 1371 nucleotides long. RefSeq lists its product as uncharacterized. The record is from RefSeq and is a predicted model, not a curated record. Gene Ontology annotation, biological process: DNA repair. NCBI's taxonomy places the organism in Eukaryota, Fungi, Ascomycota, Sordariomycetes, Hypocreales, Bionectriaceae. Gene Ontology annotation, cellular component: nucleus; Smc5-Smc6 complex. Bases 1 to 1371 code for a protein of 456 amino acids. The transcript has 2 exons.